AUGGCUGCGACACGCACUCACGACGGCAAGCUGGGCAUCGUCACAGGUGGCUCCCGAGGCAUCGGCGCGGCCACUGUGCGGCGUCUCGCAGCCAGAGGAUGUAAUCUGCUGCUUGUCUACACGUCCGACUCCUCUACGGCUCCAACAAAGACUCUCUGCGAAGAGCUGACCUCCGCGCAUGGCAUUCGCUGUGCCUCGACGCAGGCCGACCUCUCAAAAGCCGCCGAGGCGUCUGUCAAGAUUGUACAGGCCGCCAAGGACUUCUACGCUUCCUACCACGACGGCGGGGAGCUCCAAGUUGACAUCCUCAUCAACAACGCGGGCGUGGCGUCGAACCAGUGCCUGAACGACGAGGAGAAGGGUCCCAUCGACGAGACCGAGUUCGACCGGGUCUACCGUGUCAACGUCCUGGCGCCGCUGCUGCUGAUGCAGGCUGUCGCCCCGUAUCUACCGCUAGACCGCUCGGGGCGGGUCGUCAACGUGUCGAGCGUGUCAUCGUCCAUUGGCUACCAAGGACAGUCUGUCUACGCGGGGACGAAGGCCGCUCUCGAGGCCAUGACACGCUGCUGGAGCCGCGAGCUCGCUUCGCGGGCGACCGUGAAUGCCGUCAACCCAGGCCCAGCUUGGGGGGACAUGUACGCCGAAGCUGGCAGGAAGUUUUGGGAUAUCAACCAGCCCUAUGUGGAUGCCGCCCCGCUGGCGGCGUAUGACGGCGAAGAGAAUAUCAAAGCGCUCUCCGGGGAUGGUGAGCGCUUUGACAGGCUGGUAAGGGAGGAGAUGGGAGGUCGUCGGCCUGGAUUCACGGCCGAGAUCGCGGGGACAAUCGAGAUGCUGUGCUCGGACGAGGCGGGGUGGACUACGGGAAGUGUUGUGUGUGCGAAUGGAGGCAUGAAGAUGUCUAUUGCAUAG
Messenger RNA from Microdochium trichocladiopsis, 909 nucleotides. RefSeq lists its product as uncharacterized. NCBI's taxonomy places the organism in Eukaryota, Fungi, Ascomycota, Sordariomycetes, Xylariales, Microdochiaceae. The transcript has a single exon. The record is from RefSeq and is a predicted model, not a curated record. Gene Ontology annotation, molecular function: oxidoreductase activity, acting on the CH-OH group of donors, NAD or NADP as acceptor. Bases 1 to 909 code for a protein of 302 amino acids.